Messenger RNA from Staurois parvus, 273 nucleotides. The record is from the annotation of a GenBank genome assembly. Lineage: Eukaryota; Metazoa; Chordata; Amphibia; Anura; Ranidae.
AGUAUAAAGUCACCCCCAUUCAUGUUCACACUAUAGAACGCAGUCCAGAUGCGCUUCGAAUCCGUUUUUGCAUGUGCGCGUUUGAUGCGUUCCGUACAGUUCUGUGCAGGAAAAAUGCAGCCUGUUCUUUUUUCUUCUGCAUCCGGAACGCACUGGAACUGCAAGCACUGAUGUGAACUAUGAUAUUGACAACCCUAUCAACUACUUUCUGUGCGUUUUGGAUGCAAAAAAAAAUUAACUGAAACGCAUGGAGUGUGAACCGGCCCUUAAAGU